UGGAAAUACAACAACUGUAUUGACAUUUCAGCAUUACAUAAAUUGUCAAAACCUGCAAAUUGUUAAAUUAAUAUUAAGCAGUUUGUAGAAUGGCGGCCCUAAUCAGGAACCUGGGUGCCCGGGCCGCAGUGGCCGCUCUAACGGUCAAACAUGUGGUGCCCGCUGGAGCAACAGCAGCCCUGCGUAUGGCUAGCACGGCUCCCGUGGAUCCCAAGAAGGCGGAUAAACCCACCGUCCGCCAGCCGGACGCAGUUGCUCGCUCGCACCUCUCCGAUUUCGGGCGUUAUGUGGCCGAGUGCCUUCCCAAGUACGUACAGAAGGUACAGCUCACCGCCGGUGACGAGCUGGAGGUGCUUAUCGCGCCGGAGGGCGUGGUUCCCGUACUCCAGUUCCUCAAGGAUCACCAUCAGGCUCAGUUCACCAACUUGGUCGACAUUGCAGGCGUAGACGUGCCCUGCCGCAAAAACCGCUUCGAGGUGGUCUACAAUCUGUUGUCGCUGCGCUACAACUCCCGCAUCCGCGUGAAAACCUACACCGACGAACUCACGCCUUUGGAUUCCGCUUGCGAGGUGCACAAGGCGGCCAACUGGUACGAACGUGAGAUAUGGGACAUGUACGGAGUUUUCUUCGCCAACCACCCCGACUUGCGCCGCAUUCUCACCGACUACGGAUUCGAGGGACAUCCCCAGCGCCGCGACUUUCCACUUUCCGGCUACGUGGAGCUCCGCUACGACGACGAGAAGAAGCGCGUUGUCUGUGAGCCUCUGGAGUUGGCCCAGGAGUUCCGCAAGUUUGACUUAUCGGCUCCCUGGGAGCAGUUCCCCAACUUCCGCAACGCAAAUCCCCCCGCAGAGGUCGUUCCCCCUCAGGCGCCAGCCAAAAAGUAAUCCGGAGUCGGUUUGUUAAAUGGUAAUUAGAUCAAUAAAGCGAGGUCAUUAUGAGAUAUGUAUGACAAAACGGAAA
This is a messenger RNA of Drosophila ficusphila, 963 nucleotides long. RefSeq names its product NADH dehydrogenase [ubiquinone] iron-sulfur protein 3, mitochondrial (gene ND-30). The record is from RefSeq and is a predicted model, not a curated record. Gene Ontology annotation, molecular function: NADH dehydrogenase (ubiquinone) activity. Bases 90 to 887 code for a protein of 265 amino acids. The transcript has 3 exons. Lineage: Eukaryota; Metazoa; Arthropoda; Insecta; Diptera; Drosophilidae.